Molecule: messenger RNA, 987 nt
Organism: Biomphalaria glabrata
Lineage: Eukaryota; Metazoa; Mollusca; Gastropoda; Planorbidae
Product: CXXC motif containing zinc binding protein-like
Exons: 7
Coding region: 307-735 (142 amino acids)
Molecular function (GO): zinc ion binding
Source: RefSeq, a predicted model, not a curated record
UAUAUUAAUCUAUAAUCUAUAUAGAUAUCUAAGUCUAGAUUCUAGAUCUAUAUUCUAUAAUAGAUUUAGAUUAGAUUAGAUAUGGGAAUAUAGACUGACUUACUUUAGAACUCUAGGACUAGAUCUGUCGUUAUGAUUAUAAAUUACUAUUCAACUACUACUAGAUCUAUACUAGGUUACUAGUAUAACUAGAUUCUAUAUAAAAAAGUAUAUUUGUAGUACUAUUCACACUUCACUAUACUAAUUAUUUGACUAAUAAUUUACUAAUUUGAGUCAAUUUGACUAUCAUCAUCAUUCAUCAUAAACAUGAAAACAGCCCUUCAAAUCAGUGCACAAUUGGAAAAUCUAAAUGAGUUUUAUACGAUUGGAGAAGACUUUCGAUGGUACAUCAAGUUAAAAUGCUGUAACUGUGGUGAAGAGACUCCAGAGUUUGUGUACUGUUCACUUGGUGACACUUAUCCUGCUCCUCAUGGGAAAAGUAGUUGCAGUUUGAUUCUGAAGUGUAAAUUAUGCAAAAGGGAAAACUCUCUAGAUAUUAUUAAGGACUCAUUGUGCAGUUACACCAGUGAGGAUUCUGGGAAAUUUAAAACUAUUUUGGUAUUUGAUUGCAGGGGUGUCACUCCCAUAGAUUUUUCACCCAGAGUUGGUUGGGAAGCUGUUGGUUUGGAAUCAGACACUAGCUUCGCUGACAUAGACCUAAGUAGUAGUACUUUUUUUUCUUCAGGAAUGGUAUGACUAUGAUGAAAAGGCUGGUAACUCAGUCAGCAUAACAGAACUCAAAUUUCAAUUUGUAACAGUUAAAUGAGUUUCAUGUCUAAAUAUUUGCACAAAGUCACAUUGAUGGAAAUGUUUUAUUAGCUAUAAAUGAAAUAUUUUGUUUAUGCUAUUAAAAAUAUCUAACUUUAUUUGAUAGUAAUAGUGAUACUGUCAGCAGAGAAAUAUUAAUUUUUGGUCACUUGAGAAAUAAAAAUGGUUGUAUUAUGCAAA